Messenger RNA from Dujonia railenensis, 552 nucleotides. The record is from the annotation of a GenBank genome assembly. NCBI's taxonomy places the organism in Eukaryota, Fungi, Ascomycota, Pichiomycetes, Serinales, Debaryomycetaceae.
AUGCCUUCAGAAAGUACUGUAGAUAGAUUCAUAGAAAGCUCGUCCAGACUUUUACUGGCUUAUCCCACUACCACUACACUUUCUAUCACAUAUGCCAAUGCCUUAAAAAAGUCCAAAACCAAUAAGGAAGGAACCAAAAAAGAAGACGACGCAGACUCCAAGAAGGCAACCAAUAUAGUGACUUUUAAAUGUUAUGAACCAAACGCAGGAAAAUGUAUUAAAUAUUCAACGUAUAAAGUUAAAGAACUUUCCAGAUUAUUGACAUUUGUAGGACCAAGAGGAGUGCUGGUAACUAAACCUAUUAAUAAAAAGAGAAAGUUAGAAGACAGUGAUGAAAAUUCUGACAAGAAGACUAAAACCGAGAAAACUUCCAGCGCAGAACAUGCCGCAGGGUUGGCAAGCAUUAUGAGUAACGUGAAAUUUGAGGAAGAAACUGUUGCAAAGUUCUCCACACCACAGCCCGAAGAAGCUGCAUCUUCAGCUGCCAACUCAACCGCUACUACUACUUCUGCUUCGAAGAAGAAGAAUAAGAAGAAGAAGGGUAAGAAAUAG